This is a messenger RNA of Leucoraja erinaceus (little skate), 6816 nucleotides long. It is a transcript of the gene dennd10, whose product is annotated as DENN domain containing 10. The transcript has 9 exons. Gene Ontology annotation, biological process: regulation of early endosome to late endosome transport; protein transport. Gene Ontology annotation, cellular component: late endosome. Gene Ontology annotation, molecular function: guanyl-nucleotide exchange factor activity; small GTPase binding. The coding region runs from base 212 to 1462 and encodes 416 amino acids. Lineage: Eukaryota; Metazoa; Chordata; Chondrichthyes; Rajiformes; Rajidae. The record is from RefSeq and is a predicted model, not a curated record.
CACACCGGCUCUCGCUUCCGCCCGGGAUAUAUUGGCGGAGGUAGCGGACAGUUUAUAACUGAGGCACCAGGGUCCGAAAGAUCAUAAUGCGGAAAUGCUUUCAGCAUUCUCGGCAAAAAAAAAAGUUACUUCCUCCGAAAUAGGAACAGUCCAAGAAACAGACGCAUGAAGAUCUACGUUAAGUAACAGUAAAGUUAGUGAGACAACAGCAAUGGUAACUAUAAUUAAGGUUGACAGUGCUGGUGACAUUACUAGAUACAAUACCACAGGAUACAUUAUUUCGGUGACAGCACGGCGGAAAUUACAGUCAGUUGAUAUUCUUUUCUUUCACAGUGGCGUUGCUGUUGAAGACUCAUUGCAGAGACGGCUUGUCCCGGCUUUCUUGCUGCAAAGCCGAGCUGGCUUGACCAUGGCUGGGACCCCUCUGAUGCUGAGCGUCGGGCUUAUCGAAAAAGACACCAAUGGGGACGCACUGUGGGUAUGGUGUUACCCCACCAUUACAGCAGAACUCCGAGAGCUGCUUUUAAGGAAAUGCUCUCUCACUGGUGAAAAUGAUGUCUUCCCUACCUUUGUCUUUGGCCAGUUCAAAAGAACUUGGUACUAUAUCACAACCACACAAGUCCAGGAUCCUACUGCAUUAUCUAAGGUGACCCAUUUCUCUAUAGUGCUAACUGCCAAAGAUUUUAACCCAGAAAAAUAUGCGGCGUUUGGGAGAGUGUUAUGUAGGACCUACAUGAAAUAUGGUAAUCCAGCCAAAAUUACGGAAGGUUACAUUUCUGUUCUUACAAAUGGCAUCUGUCAAAGUGAAGAGAAUGGAUCAUUCUUUACAAAGGACUAUGAUGCAAAGAAGGCAUAUCUUGCAGGAUCCAUCAAAGAUAUAGUGAAUCAGUUUGGAAUGGAAACUAUUAUUCUGUACACGGGACUGAUGCUGAAGAAAAGGAUUGUGGUCUACCAUCCUCGUAUUGAAGCUUUGCAGGAAUUUACCAGGACAUUGCCCACAUUAACUUGGCAUCGGCAGGACUGGUCAAUACUACAUCCUUACAUGCACUUAAAUCAAAAUGAGCUUGAGGCACUGAAAAAUUGCACUGGUUACGUGGCUGGUUUCACAGACUUAAAGGUGACUGACCGGCCAGGCAUCUACGAUGUGUUUGUGAAUUUGGUGGAAAGUGAGAUCAUCAUCGCACCCCAUGCUAAAGAAAUAAUGACAAUGGGUAAGCUGCACAAAGAUAUAGGACAACUCAUUGUCCAGUCAGCUGGUGACCCAGAGAAAUCAGAUGGCCAAGUGAUUAAGGACAUUUCACAUAAAACAAAGGAAAUAUUGACCACUUUAGCCUCACUCGCGCCAGACGAGGAGGGGAAAUCCAAGAUCACUCUGGAGAUCCUAAAGGAGCGGCGUUUUCCACCCGCUACCGAGAGCUUCCUGUAUCACCUGGCAGCUGCUGAACAAAUGUUGCAAAUCUGACCACUGUUCUACCUUUCACAUAGUGGGCCAAGAUCAGUCAACAGAGAAGUACCCUCCAACCUAACUGCUCUGGUAGCAAAAUGAAUAAAUGAUUGAAAUUGAACCUGCACCAGGCAUCUCACAUCUGACCUCAGUGAUGUACGAUAAAUGGGACCUCUGCAUGGCCAUUGAUUUUCUAUGAAAAUAUUUCUAUUAAAAGAACCUGCCACUUUUUGCUUUGAUCAUAAAAAAAAAAAUUUCUUCAGAAGCCCUCAAAGUUUUUAUCAGUUAAAAAAUGUGUCCCUCAUCGCAGUUCUCAGUCACAUCCUCCAGCACAUCGAGAGCAUGGUUUCCUGCAACACCAAGCCAAUUGGAACUUUGAUCCCCAGCACGCUCUCAUCUCUCUCCUGGCAGCCGAUCACACAGAAGAAAGAUAUUUAAAUCGUGAAAUCCUGAUUGAACACUCACAAGGAGUCUUGUGCAGUGUGGAAUUUCGUCACAAUGAGACCUUGGGAGGGGAAAAAAAAUAGUGGGCCAUUUCACAUCUCCAACCGAACAUGCAGACACAAGAAACGGCAGGUGCUGGAAUCCUGAGUUAAACAAUAAAGUCUGAAGAAGGGAUCUGAUCCAAAAUGUCAUCUGUCCAAUCCUUCCACAGAUGCUGCCUGACCUGCUGACUUCCUCCAGCAUUUUGUGCUCCUCCAACUAUUCUAACAAGUAUUGAAGAAUUUCUAGGUCAGUGGGUGCAUUUGACAUUUAUAACGUUUGACAUGGCAUUCUUAAUUAAUAUUAACACGCACAGGUCCAAAUAGUCCAAAACCUGAACAUCUCUUUUGGAGAAAUAGUUCCACAAAUUGUUGCAAACUAAGUUAUCUUCUCUGAAAUUAUGCUUUGGAACAAUUUUGGGUUACAGUAUAAGAAUUACUAUUGUAAAGAUUUAUCAUCAUAGCCAUGUGCCUGUUAUUUACCUGCCCAUUAUUCUUCACCAUCCUCUCCUAAACCUUCGAAGAGAGAGUUAUUGACAAAUGGUUGGAUAAAGGCACAAGAUGAAAAGAUGUGAGAUAUGGAGGUACGAAUAGAAGAGGCAUGAAAUGUGAAGCUAGAGGAAGGAAGUGGAAGUGGACGGGAGGAGGUGGUUGAAGAAAUCCACAGAAUCUUUCUUCCUGACUCUCCCUAUACCCUGACAUGUGACUCUAUGAUUAAGUCAAUAUAUAAUAUACAAAAUUAUAUGAUUAUGACUUAAGUCAAUACAUGGCAUACUAAAUUAUAGUCUAAAAUGUCUACUUUCUAACUAUCUGUUUAUCACAUUGCUCGAAAGUAAUUUGAGAGAUUAUGUAUUCAAGCCAUCUCCCAGGUACAGAACUGAUAAGAAUGUGUUUCUAAUUGAACUCAUUAAUUUAAUUAAUUAUAAUGAAUUCUGAGGUAAACAAAUUAUUAUUGGCUCCUUGGAAUAAAAUGGUUACAGAUUACAUGCACAAAUAUGCAUCACAGCCCUCAGACACAGAUCAGUAGAUGUAGCAUAGAAUCUAUUUCUACUCCAAGCCCAAGCUUGUCAUGAAUGCCAUGGUUCAUCAGAUACAAAGCUCCAUUUCUCUCAGUAACAAGCGAUUGUAAUUGCAUAGAGAGGAUCAGGCUGACAUAUGAACUGUGUAAAUGCAUCGAAAAUGAGCAGAUACAUACAUAGUGUCAAAAAGAUUAAGUUAUUGAUUACUGCACUUGAAUCGUUUGCGAGGAGAAAGCUGUAAGAAUAAUUUUGAUUUUACAGUGAGAGAAAUGCACACAAAAUAGAUUUCUCACCAUUGAAAGAAUCAUUGAGUUGUACAAAUGGGUUCUUUGGUCUUUUCCUACCACUUACUGACACUAAGGGAUAGCUACAAGCACAUCAGUAGAUGAAACUCUAGCGCUCCCAGCAGAAACCCACAUAGUUAUAGGAGGAUGUACAAACCCCCAUAUAGAGAACACCGAUGGUCAUAGCUGUGUGUCUGAGGGCCUGCACUUGUGUCUUUGUUAGUGGAUGACUAACACUUGAUGAACACUUGAAGCUUAUUUUUUAUAGAAUAUGUGCAGAAAUAAGCCAUUCGGCCCACCGAAUCUACACCGACCAGUGAUCGCCAUACACUAGCAGUAUCCUACACACACUAGGAACACUUUACAAUAUUUACCAAAGCCAAUCUUUAGAUUGUACGUCCUUGGGAGUGUGGAAGGAUACCGGAGCACACGGGGAAAACCCAUGCGUUCACAGGGAGAAUGUACAAACUUCAUACAGACAAUACCCGUAGUUAGGAUCAAACCUAGAUCUCUGGCUUUGUGAGGCAGCAACUCUGCCACUGCACAACCGUGUAUAUAGCCCAUAAGGAAACUUUAUUUCACAUAAAACUCCAUUUACUGGCCUUGUUUGGAAUUAGUUGCCUUCCCUAUCAGACUUUGCCUCAGUUCUCAAUGAAGUUCUCAUUGAUCCCUGCUUGAAUUAAUAUAGUGGUUGAGGUCAUUAAAACCUGAUCUGUAAAUGUAAAGAGGACCCUACUAGCUUCAGCUUCUUAAAUCCAGUCAAUCAUGAUUGAGGCAUGAAAGAAGACGUUGAAAUUGUGGAUGAGGAAUUAAAUGUCAAGCUCUGAAGCUAAUUCUAGCAUUGACCCACACAACACUUUCUUUCCUCUUCUCUCUUCAUCUAACACCCUUAUGUCUCCUUUGACACUUAUUCCACCCUCUGCCAAUGAGUUCCCCUCACUGUACUGUUCAUUUGCCAGACUUUGUUGCGCUCCCUCCUCACUUUUUCCUCCCCUUUACAAUUGAUCUGAAGAAGGGUCCCUACGCAUAAUGUCGCCUGUCCAUCCCCUCCACAGAUGCAUUCUGACCCGCUGAGUUGCUCCAGCACUUUGUGUUUCCUCUCGCUAAAGGUAUGUUUCUUUCCUUUAAUAAGAUUUACAGAAUUAGAUUCUUUACAUUUUUUAAAGCUUUAAGAUGUCUGCUCGUCUAUCUAGCACAGGAGAUUCUUUAAUACGGGAAAGAGAGAUCAGAAGAUAGAAACAACAUGUUGGAGAGAGCCUUCUUCAGAAUCGCAACGUCACACAUUCCAUUCCUUCGCUCCAGACAUGCUGCCUGUCCCGCUGAGUUACUCCAGCAUUUUGUGUCUAUCUUCGGUUUAAACCAGCAUCUGCAGUUCCUUCCUACACUAGAUCAGUUUGGUAGUAGAACCGAAGAUAGACACAAAAAGCUGGAGUAACUCAGCAGGACAAGCCACAUCUCUGGAGAGAAGGAAUGGGAGACGUUUCAGGUCGAGAUUUUUCUUAAGACUGGAAACAUGGGACAUUUUCAAUAAAGAGUGAAAUUACCAACCAGAAAAGAAGGAACUUUAAGUAUGCGUAUUAUUAAAAUGCAUGAUGGAUAUUGAUCACUUAUGGCUGAGGGUUAAAGUGAGCUUUGAGCCACUUUGGUGUGGAGACCUGAGCUUAUCUGUGAAAGGCACAUACUGGGGUAACUCAGUACCCCAGGAGAACAAUCGGAAGAAGUGUCUUGAUCCAAAACGUUACCAAUCCAUGUUCUCCAGGGAUGCUGCCCCGAGUUACUCUGAGUUACUCCAGUUACAUAGAAACAUAGAAAUUAGGUGCAGGAGUAGGCCAUUCGGCCCUUCGAGCCUGCACCGCCAUUCAAUAUGAUCAUGGCUGAUCAUCCAACUCGUUAUCCCGUACCUGCCUUCUCUCCAUACCCUCUGAUCCCCUUAGCCACAAGGGCCACAUCUAACUCCCUCUUAAAUAUAGCCAAUGAACUAGCCUCAACUACCCUCUGUGGCAGAAAGUUCCAGAGGUUCACCACUCUCUGUGUGAAAAAGGUUUUUCUCAUCUCGGUUUUAAAGAAUUUCCCCCUUAUCCUUAAGCUGUGACCCCUUGUCCUGGACUUCCCAAACAUCGGGAACAAUCUUCCUGUAUCUAGCCUAUCCAACCCCUUAAGACACUUUGUGUCUUUCCUUGGUAAACCAGUAUCUGCAGUUCUACAUCUCGAGGUGUUGUCUGUAUUUUGGCAGCAGGCACUAUCAAGAUGUUGACAAUGAUUUGUGGAGUGCACCUGGGGAUCCAGAGCUGGAUCAUUUCAUCUAAGAGGAUGAGCCAACACCAGUCGUCUUGCUGAUGGUGGCCUUCCACCAUAGUCCUGGGAGAUAGGGAGGAAAGGAUUCAUGAGGGAAGCUAUUAGGAAUUUUGGGAACGGAGAACAUUUGUACUGCUCCCUGCAUAUGUGAAUUGCCCAAGGGCCACAUUACCCAAUAGAGUGGUUUGAAGAUGUUGCUCACCAUGUGAAAUGUUUUUAGGCAGGUACAUACUGUGUAUAUAUUUAUAUAUUUGACCUCUGAAAGGAUGCAGUAAAAUAAAAAAAAGACACAAAGUGCUGGAGUACCUCAAGUGGUCUGGCAGCAUCACUGGAAAACAUGGAUACGUGACAUUUUGAGUUGGUACCCUUCUUCAGACUUGACACGACACCUCUCUCUGGUCUCCAGAGAUGCUGCCUGACAUGCAGAGUUCUCCAGCACUUUGUGUCUAUUUGUAAACCAGCAUCUGCAGUUCCUUGUGUCCACUGUCAACUAAAGUUGAGUUUGUCUUAUGCACAAGCGCAGUGAGUUACAGGUACAGUGAAAUUCUUACGUGCAGCAGCAUCACAGGCACAUAGUCUCAGACAACACAUAAAGUACAUAAGUUACAUAUAAAGUCUGCAAUGCAGUAAAAUGUAGAAAAUACUGUCCCAAAAGAAGCAAGACAUCGGAGCAAAAAAGAAUUUCAUUAAAAAAUUAGAAUGUGAUGUCUCCAUGGUAAAACCUCUGCACAAUCACCACAUGAACACUGAUCACACCCACUGGUUUGAGAUCUCUGCGCCGAGCAGUCACUGACUUCAUGAAUGGGUGAAAACUGAUACACCAUCACACAACAAAGGAUGCUUAAUUUAUAGAGCAUCAUUAAAUGCCGAAAUGUCUGACCUGUGAAGGGUUCUUUGACGUGUAUCAGAACAUAGAAAGUACAACAAUAUAGGUGAGAAACAUAAUGUUUAUUUCAAUUACAAUGGAUCUCAAUGUUUUACAUUCAUUAUUCUAAACAUUUUACCAGCAAGUAACAUUUUUGCAAUGAUCGGACUCCUGAGGUACUUGUGUUGUGUGCCAAACAUCUAGGCUUAACAAUGAUAUGCCAGAUGAAUAAAUAAUCCUCGUGCAGAAAGCAACCCAGCGAUCAGCUUCAGUGGCCCUCUUUCACAAACCUCUAUUGUAAUAAAGUUCAUCUUCCGUUGUGUUUGCUUGAAUUAAAGGUUCUAGUUUGCUCUUGUUUAUCUGAAAUUAAAAUCAAAUAUUACUUUGCUUUCUGGACUUGAGAGAAAUAAAACACAUUUACCUUGUA